Beta vulgaris subsp. vulgaris (sugar beet) is the source of this 1767-nucleotide messenger RNA. RefSeq lists its product as uncharacterized. Bases 1 to 1767 code for a protein of 588 amino acids. The transcript has a single exon. Lineage: Eukaryota; Viridiplantae; Streptophyta; Magnoliopsida; Caryophyllales; Amaranthaceae. The record is from RefSeq and is a predicted model, not a curated record.
AUGUCUGAAGAAUCUGCAACUAAUGGAGGUGUUUUGAGCAAAAAUCAGCAAUCAAAUGAUGGAGGUAUAUCUGAUCCUUAUUUCAUUGUAACAUCUGAUAAUCCAACUUCAUCACUUGUUUCUACGGUAUUUUCUGGAACAAAUUUUGUAAGAUGGCGUAGAAAUGUGAAACGAGGAUUAAUUGCCAAAAAUAAAGAAGGUUUUAUCAAUGGUGAGAUUGUAAAACCUGAUGUAGUAAGCAAGGAUUAUCAGAAAUGGAAACGUGCAGAUUUUAUGGUGGUAAGUUGGAUAUUAAGUUCUAUGAGCUCAGAAUUGGCUGAUGAUUUUGGAUAUAUUGAAUCUGUUGUAGAUCUUUGGAAAGAAUUAAACGAAAGAUUUGGUCAAACUAAUGGACCAUUAGUUUACCAAUUAAAGAAGGAGAUAGACAAUUUGAAACAAGAAAAUAUGACUAUAGUGUCAUAUUAUGGAAAAUUGAAGAAACUUUGGGAUGAGAUGCAAUGUUUACGUGUCUUUCCUUCUUGUUCUUGUGGUGUUUUGAAGAAUUGUAGUUGUAAUUUUCUCAAGAAGGUUGCUGAAUUUGAAGAUGAGGAUAAAAUGAUGAAGUUCUUGCUUGGAUUAACUAGUGGAUUUGAUAAUACAGUAACGAAUGUGUUAUCUAUGGAUCCUUUACCAAGCAUUAAUAGAGUAUUUUCAAUUGCUCAGGAAAUUGAAAAACAGAAGGAAGUUAGUGGUGUUGUUAUUGAAAGCAAUGCUUUAGCAGCACAGGUUUAUAGAAAUAAUCCAAGGAAUAAUCAAGGAAGAAGAGAUUGGAGAGAUGAGAAAAAGGACAAGAUGCAUAAACAGUGUACUCACUGUAAAGGUAAAGGACAUACCAUUGAUCAAUGCUUCAAGAUCAUUAGUUAUCCUGAAUGGUACAAUGCCAUUAAAGCUGCAAAGGAAGGUCAUAAUGGUGCUGUUGGGAGUAAGAGUAGACUGGUGGCUAAUGUUCAUACUGAAAACAAUUAUUAUGCUGAUGAACCUCUUGCUGAUUCCACUGAAGACACUAGCCUGAAUACAGACAUGUUAAAUGCCAUUUGUCAAGAAGUUAUGAGAGCUAUGAAAGGGAAACAAACACAAUCUGGUGGUGAUAUCAAGAACAAUCAUUCUUUAGCCAAUUUUGCAGGUAUUAUGUCAUAUUCUUUUAAUUGUCAUAUGAAUAAAUUAAAUGAAGAUUGUCUAUGGAUAGUAGAUUCUGGUGCGUGUGAUCAUAUGACAUAUAAUGAUAGUUGGUUAAUGAAUAAAAGAAGACUUAAUCUACCUGUGAAAGUGGGAUUACCUGAUGGAAGCUGGAAGAGUGUGGAAAUUAUUGGUGAUGUGAAUUUGAGUGAUACAUUGGUGUUAAAAGAUGUUAUGUUGAUUAAGGAAUUCAAGCACAAUCUAUUAUCUAUUGGUAGAUUGAUUGAACAAAAUAACAUUUCAGUGCAAUUUACAAGUACUGGCUGUUAUUUCCAGGACCUCAAUAAAUCAAUUGUUCUUGGUGCUGGUACAAGAGAACAUGGUUUAUAUUACUUUGAUAGAUGCAAGAGCCUGAAGAUUGCUCAAAGACAGAUGCAAGGUGACACUGUUGUCUGUAAUACAGUGGUAAAGGAUGUAUAUAGUGAUAGUAAAAUUGAUGAUGUGGUUUGUAUGUUGCCAAAUAAAACUGCUACUAGUAUAACUCAGAAUAAGAAUGGAAGUAGACACACAUUGGAUUUGAUGCAUGCUAGGCUUGGUCAUGCCUCUCUCUAA